CGAUUGUCAACUUAGAGAGUAGAGACACACAUGGUGCAAUGUUUAUGUAAACAGAGAUAAGUGUUUUUUAAACACCUCGAGAGUAAUUUGUAUGCUGCACUUAUCUUUGAUAUGUCACUGAUCUGUGUGAUAAUAAUACUACUUAGACGAUGUUCGUAGUUCGCAAAACAGCAAAGACUUUGCCAUUGAGGGUUGUCGACGCGACCCGCGGCUGCACGGCGAGCUGCCGGGAAAUGGAAGGAGUCAAAGCUGACCUGUGGGGCAUGUUCCUGGCGUCGGUGAGCGCGGUUGACCCGUGCAGGCUGGUGAGGGACGCGAUGGCGGUCAGCGGCGACUCGCUAGUCGUGCGCGGGGCGCGGUACGCCCUGUGCGGGAACUGCCUCGUGGUGGGGUUCGGCAAGGCCGUGCUGGGGAUGGCUGCCGAGGCGGAGCGGAUCCUGGGCGACCGCGUGGUCGCGGGGGCGGUGAGCGUCCCGCGGGGCAUCCUGGGAACCCUGGCGGACAAGCGGGAGAUGCUGCCCGACCCCGGGAGCAGGCUGGAGGUGCACGAGGGCGCCGCCCGCAACCUGCCGGACCCCGCGGCGGCGCGAGCCGCCGGGAGGAUCAAGGAGAUCGCGGAGUCUGCUGGCGAGGGUGAUGUCCUACUGGUCUUGGUGUCUGGUGGAGGGUCCGCCCUCCUCCCCGCGCCCCGCCCACCUGUGACCUUGGAGGAGAAGUGCCGCGUCAUCACGCUGCUAGCCUCCGCGGGGGCAGACAUCAUGGAGCUCAACUGCGUCCGCAAGAGGCUGUCCCUGCUGAAGGGCGGCGGGCUUGCGAGGGCGGCGUCUCCCGCUCGCGUGGUGACCCUGGUCCUCUCGGACGUCAUCGGGGAUCCCCUGGACUUCAUUGCCAGCGGCCCCACGGUUCCCAACACCGACCCACCUGACGCCCCGAUCGACGUGAUCCGCAAGCACCGCCUGUUGGAUGAGGUGCCCUCGUCUGUUAUCUGCAGCCUCCGCGAAAGUUCGGAAGAGUCGGCCGGAACUGAUGGCUUCGAUCACGUUCAGAAUGUGAUCAUCGGUAGUAACACAUUAGCUGUCGAAAGUGCCAAAAACGAAGCGAGCAGGUGCGGUUACUUUCCUGCUGUCCUGUCAACGAGGAUACAGGGGCUCGUGAAGAACGUGGGGAAAAUGUAUGCAGACCUCGCAGGAGAGAUAUGUAAGUGCAUUAGUGACGAAGCUAAUAAUCUUCCUGCACUCUUGAGUUCCUUCAAGGAAAGAUAUGAGUUGUUGGAGAACGUGGAGAGCGAGAUCAUGUGUGGGGUGGAGAGGGCAGUGUCUGGUCAGGGCUUGUGUCUGAUAGCAGGCGGCGAGACGACUGUCCUAGUACGCGGGAAAGGCGUGGGAGGCAGGAAUCAGGAACUGGCUCUGGAAUUUGCGAUGAGCUUGCACGCGCUGGGGAGAGAUGAGCCGUGCUUGGCGGGGUUCGACAUUGCGCUGCUGAGCUGUGGCACGGACGGUAUCGACGGCCCCACCAGUGCUGCCGGUGCCAUUGGCCACGCUGCCCAGUGCUCCGACGACAGUUUCAAACCAUCGCGAUUCCUGGCCAACAACGACUCGCACAGUUUCUACCGUUGUUUUAAGGGAGGGAGCGAUCUAGUUACGAUAGGCCACACUGGUACUAAUGUCAUGGACAUACAUAUUUUAGCUAUAAAGAAAAAAAUAUAGGACGUAUUUUGAUUUUAUGUACCUAUUUAUAUUCUGCAAUUAGCAGUUUAGAAUAUGAUAUACAUUUGGGACCAGUUCACUAUAUUUUUUAAAUAAAAAACAUAAUAAUGUGAUUGUUUUAUUGAAUUGCUGAAAUGAUUGUUUUCUAUUGGCAAAGCUGCAUCAAAAUAACAAAAGACAUAGCUACAAAUAAAACAUCAGAUCAAAAAAAAUAUAUAAGUUUAGAUCUAAGUACAUCAAUCCCCCACUUAGCUCGACUAAUACGUUCCUAAAAUUGUUAAUGUUAUUUAAAAUUUAUUAUUCUGAAGCAUUAGUUAAUCUCCAUAAAUAGCAAGGCUGAUUUACUUAGUGUGUUCCAAAAUGCGUAGGGAAAAAAAUUAUUUACGUAAUAUAAAUGCUUAGAAUAAUACUUAACAAUAAAUGGUGUCACGCCAUUUAUAUUUAUAAGCCUACCAUUGAAUACUUUGUAUGACAAAUACGAUACCACGUAACGGGAGACAGGUGGUUAUGUAGUUAGUCAGUCAGCUGGUUGGCUUUGUCUGUCCGGGAGUAUCCAACUCCCGUUGCGUAUCUUUCCAUGAACUUUCCAAACCAUCCUUUACUGGCAGUGAAACUGAUACGGCUGUCCGGAUAUUUACUUUUUAAUUCUUCAAAAAUUAAAGUUUUUACUCGCUUAUCACUGCUUGGUUAACACAAAUCCUGUCAGGCCCAUGAUUAUUUUUGUAUCAUUUAUUUAACAACCUUUUCUAUGUGAAUCAUCUUGUUCAUUUCUGUUCCAGUAUCUAAUGUCAAGUGUAUUCCCACUAGUACAAACAACAGCAUCAGACAUAUAAAUAUUUGAUAGAAUCCUUAUUUCAUACAAUUGUGAGCACAGUUGAUUUGCGACCAACAUAAGUGUGGCCUUCAUGACAUUCUGCACACCAUAAUACUUCUAGUUUGGUCUCAAAUACUUGAAAACGAUGCAUUACGCUCUCACUUGGAAGCCAUGAUUUCAAUAUGAUUCCAACUGCAGGUGCUUGCACAUGUACAGUUACCAGCAGACGAAUGGGCAGAUGUUGCUUUGAUAUUGUGCGUGCGAGUUCCCUGCCACUGGCUAAACUGAAGUUCAUCAUGGCCUGGUCUGUGGCCCUGCGGCGUUAGCGCGGACGUAAAAACAUUUGGUCCUUUACACUCCAUAGCUGCAACUGAACUUUCCAUAGCUGAUGUUUGUACAAUAGCCAAUAGCGUAGUCAGUCCAGCGGGCGCAUCUCUUCCCCCCUCGUAUGGCUUACUCUAUGCCACGGCACAUCUGUUGUUUACUGAGUUGAAUCAGACUUUGUGGCAUUAUGCCCAAUUUUUUUUUCCUGUGGCGAUUUUGUGCUAAGGGAAAUUUACAGAUGUGCUAUCCAAGACUGGGGCAGUAAAAUUAACAUAGCGCUAAA
This is a messenger RNA of Bacillus rossius redtenbacheri, 3127 nucleotides long. Its product is annotated as glycerate kinase. Bases 150 to 1706 code for a protein of 518 amino acids. The transcript has 2 exons. The record is from RefSeq and is a predicted model, not a curated record. NCBI's taxonomy places the organism in Eukaryota, Metazoa, Arthropoda, Insecta, Phasmatodea, Bacillidae. Gene Ontology annotation, molecular function: glycerate kinase activity. Gene Ontology annotation, biological process: protein phosphorylation. Gene Ontology annotation, cellular component: cytoplasm.